Messenger RNA from Cyphellophora attinorum, 4371 nucleotides. RefSeq names its product Lysophospholipase nte1. Lineage: Eukaryota; Fungi; Ascomycota; Eurotiomycetes; Chaetothyriales; Cyphellophoraceae. Gene Ontology annotation, cellular component: endoplasmic reticulum. The coding region runs from base 1 to 4371 and encodes 1456 amino acids. Gene Ontology annotation, molecular function: phosphatidylcholine lysophospholipase A1 activity. The transcript has 2 exons. The record is from RefSeq and is a predicted model, not a curated record. Gene Ontology annotation, biological process: phosphatidylcholine metabolic process.
AUGGCUACGAUGAAUGCCGGAUCAGUCCCCUCUGCACGUCCCCCGCAUCCCACCCAGAACUUUGUGCCGACGCCAGCCAACGCGUCUGCGGUGGGGGAUUCACCAUCUACUCAGCAGAAGAGCCUCGUCACGCUGCUCGUUCUGCUCAUAGCCGUGCUGGCCAUGGUACCAGGCACUGUGCUGCAGGUCUUUCGCUUCCUCACCAUCAGCCUGCCAGCAUGGCUGUUCCACCUCUUCUCCAUGAGCUUGACCUUCACAAUGAACUUCACCACGCUGCUCCUGAUCGCUGUGGCUCUCGUGUCUACCGUCAGCUGGUUCGUUCGAUACCGGUUCCUCAAUGUCUACGCCAGGCUACCCCAAGAGUCGAGCCGCAAAGAGGCGCAGAUAGAUCUGUUCCCAGAUACGCAAGAUGGAGACAGCAAACCUGGACUAUCGAACUACCUAGACGAGUUCCUGAGUGCCAUCAAGGUCUUCGGCUACCUUGAGAGGCCAGUGUUUCAUGAGUUGACGAGGACCAUGCAGACGCGCAAGCUCAUGGCGGGUGAGACUCUGCUCCUCGAAGAAGAGAAAGGGUUUUGCAUGGUUGUGGAUGGACUUGUCCAGAUCUUUGUCAAGUCUCUGCAGGAUGAACGCACGGAAGGUGGACGGAAGAAGCCCCAAGACGAUGACGAGGGCUACCACGAAGGCAAUCAAGGCUAUCAGCUGCUUACAGAGGUCAAGAAUGGCGCUUCCAUGUCGUCGCUUUUCUCUAUUCUCUCCUUGUUCACGGAGGACAUUUCGCUGCGACGUGAGGACAGCGGCGAACAGGGCCGUCCAUACACGCCAGAUUCGGCUGUCCAGACUCCUGGCAAUACUGCUCCGUCUACGCCCGCUCUGCAGCAGGAGCAUAACCCCUUCCAUGAUGCUCAUGGUGCGGCUGCGCAGGCUCGCCUGUCGCGAGUCCCACCUCUUUCGCUUGAGCCUCCGUUCAACGACCAUAAAGCGCGCAGAGGGGCAUCUUCGCCUCAGAGUGCUCCUUCCGCACAUCCAGACAUCGUUGCUCGGGCACUAGUUGACACCACGAUUGCCAUUAUACCCGCGAGUGCCUUUCGUCGUUUGACCAAGGUUUAUCCGAAAGCGACUGCUCAUAUAGUGCAGGUCAUCCUCACACGCUUACAACGAGUAACUUUCUCGACAGCGCACCAGUACCUAGGACUGACGUCCGAGCUGCUUCAAAUCGAGAAGCUAAUGAACAAGUACACCAACUUCGAUCUUCCUGGUCAUCUGCGCGGUACCGCUCUAGACCGUCUACGUGACAAGUUCAGUAAGGAAAGGGAGCGACUCGGCGACGAAGACAUCACCCAAGGCAUCGCACUACACAAUCCGACAACGAGCCGGCGGCGCUCAUCAAGUAGCAUGAGGAAGGAAGCUGCACUCGCCGCCCGGGUUGCUGCCUCAAGACUGCCCACUAGCACCAAUGGCAGCCUGCCCGGCACCAUGGAUGACAAGGACAAGAUCAGCGCGGGAGAUCUCGCUUCAAAUGCGCAGGCAGCACGAACACCAGCUCGGCCUGGCAGCAUGAGUUUUGGGGACACGAAACUCCGCGACUUUACGGCUCCGGACACUUUCGAUAGAGCUACAAGUCCUCUGCAAGCCAGGGACCGGUCCACAUUUCGUCCAACGUUCGAAGGAUCGGUCCAGCGGCAAGAUGCUGCCAGCGAAGACGCCAUGUUCCGCGAGUCUAUAAUGCAGAGCAUGGUAAAGGCUCUCGGUUUAUCCGAAGCUGAUGGUCAGAACGGUCGGCGAGUACCAGCCUCGGUCGAGCAGUCACCAAGAAUGGUGUCAUUUGAUGCGAAGCGUCAGACCGCAGUCUUCAACAACGCAUUCGGCUUCAUUGACGCUCUUGAUGGCUCAGCUGAUGGCGACACUGAGUCAAUCACGGCGUCCUUGGCAAGUCUGAGCCAAGGCCGAAAUCUCAACGAUGAGUUGAUAGAUGAUGUCGAAGUCGUUUUCUUUCCGAAAGGGUCUGUGUUGGUAGAGCAGGGUGAACGUAAUCCUGGACUGUACUAUGUCAUAGACGGAUUUCUCGACGUCAGCAUACCCGUGGACGAGAAAGAAGAGCGAUCAGGACCGCGACCGCCGACCGUAUCAAAGUCUUCAAGAAAUGCUCCGCCGCAUCUGCGCAGGGCUCAGACUUCGACUUCUCGAAAGCCUUCAAUGCCCGGUUAUGCACGAGAGCCCAAGCAACAGGUACAGAAAUCCUUGUUCUUGGUCAAGCCCGGCGGUAUGGCAGGAUACGUUGGCACGUUGUCCUCGUACAGGUCCUUCACAGAUGUUACGGCGAAGACAGAUGUCUACGUUGGUUUUCUUCCGCGCUCAUCCAUUGAGCGAGUGAUCGAAAGAUUUCCACUCGUUCUCCUGACCAUGGCGAAACGAUUGACGAGCCUACUGCCACGUCUGAUUCUUCACAUCGACUUCGCGCUCGAGUGGGUCCAGGUCAACGCAGGACAAGUCAUUCAUCAUCAAGGCGACGAGAGCGACGCCAUAUACAUAGUUCUCAACGGUCGUCUCCGAGCGGUCAAGGAUACUCCAGAGGGAGGCAUGCGAGUAUAUGGCGAGUACGGUCAAGGAGAAAGUAUUGGUGAACUAGAAGUCAUGACUGAAGAGACUCGGCCCGCGACACUACAUGCCAUUCGCGACACAGAGCUAGCCAAACUUCCCAAGACCCUGUUCAACAGCCUUGCUCAGGAGCACCCGUCAAUCACAAUCCAGAUCUCGAAGCUUAUUGCGCAACGAAUGAGGGCACUUGUCGAAGAGAUGGGAAAUGAGCGUAGUCAAGAGAAGAAACGAGCUGCGCUCGGCGACUCGUCGACCUCGACUAUGAACCUCCGAACCAUUACGAUCCUGCCUGUCACAGCUGGAGUACCUGUCACCGACUUCGGGAACCGAUUGCUCGCAGCGUUCAGCCAGGUCAGCGUGGCUGGAGGCGUGACUUUGUUGAAUCAAAGCAUUGUCUUGAAUCAUUUGGGUCGCCACGCCUUCAGCCGUAUGGGCCGACUCAAGCUGACGCAGUAUCUCGCCGACCUUGAAGAGCGCUAUGGCAUGUUUCUGUUAGGAAUGAAGACCACAUCCCGCAAGGAGCUUGUCUUGCUGCAUCUUGAGCGAUACUCCCCGCCAGGCCUGACGCGCAGAUGGUUGCGCAAUCGCGUUUGGAUUAAUGGCGACCAUCAUCACAUUCAAAUGGCGUUUCGAACGACAGCCGAAGCGACACCUCACUCACAGCCACGUCGCUUCGGCAACGCCAUCAAGCAUCGCGUGCAGGUCCUGCAGGCUGAGAUCCAGAAAUACACAUCGCGGCGUAUACGGCAGACGCCACUCUACAGCACCGAGACGCCGUUCAAGGGUGACCUGCACCGUCUGGCACGCCGGCUAUGCGGACGCUCCGUCGGCCUCGUCCUGGGCGGUGGCGGCGCACGUGGAAUUGCACACGUAGGCAUCAUUCGUGCCUUGGAAGAAGCAGGCAUCCCAAUCGACAUCAUCGGUGGCACAUCGAUUGGCGCUUUUAUAGGCGCACUGUAUGCACGAGACGCCGACGUGGUUCCUAUGUUUGGCCGCGCCAAGAAGUUCGCAGGUCGGAUGGGCAGUAUGUGGCGAUUCGCCUUGGAUUUGACCUAUCCGACUGCUAGCUAUACUACAGGGCACGAGUUCAACAGAGGCAUAUUCAAAACCUUCGGAGAGUCCCAGAUCGAAGACUUCUGGCUGAGCUUCUAUUGCAACACGACUAAUAUCAGCAAGUCGCGGCCUGAAAUCCAUACUAGCGGCUAUGCCUGGCGGUAUGUCCGCGCAAGCAUGUCACUCGCAGGAUUAAUUCCACCAAUGUGCGACGAGGGCGCCAUGUUGCUCGACGGUGGGUACAUUGACAACCUCACCGUUGCACACAUGAAGUCGCUCGGCGCUGAUUUGGUCUUCGCUGUGGAUGUCGGCAGCUUGGACGACGACACACCGCAACAGUUCGGUGACAGCCUGUCAGGCUUCUGGAUGCUACUGAAUCGAUGGAACCCUUUCAGUAGCGUGCCGAACCCGCCGAGCCUGUCAGAUAUCCAGGCAAGGCUUGCCUACGUUUCGAGUGUGGACGCGCUUGAGAGAGCAAAGAACACGCCUGGUGUGCUGUACAUGCGGCCACCAGUCGAUGCCUAUGGAACGCUGGAUUUUGGAAAAUUUGACGAGAUUUGCGAACUGGGCUAUCAGUAUGGCAGGGAGUUUCUGGGCAGGCUGAAGAACGAAGGUGAGCUACCCAGGGGCUGGGGUGGCGAGAAGGGCUGGGGAGAAGAUGAAAGUGAGGAGGGCAGAGGUCUAAGGCGGACGAUGGCGCCCAGAAGAGCCAGCAUAUGA